GAGCACUGGGCUAAAAUGGACCUCAAUCUCCUAGGCAUUGUAACCAGAUUCCCUGUGCUGCUAAAAUUGAAGAAGCUGGAGCAGGGAGAGGAAUGGCGAGGCAAGGUCACCUAUGAUGGCAUCGAAGUGGAGCUCUCUGAUCCCUCAGAGGUGGAAGAUGCCAUCAACAAAGGUCAGAACUUCAUUGCUGGGUUAAAGUUGGAGAUCAGUGAUAAGCUCAUUAGCCUAUAUGUCAGCUCCCCGAAUGUCCCAGACCUGACCUUGAUUGAUCUGCCUGGAAUCAGCAGGGGGGAUGUGAGCAAUCAAUCUGCAGACAUUGGACAGCAGAUCAAGAGACUCAUCAAGACAUACAUCCAAAAACAGGAGACCAUCAACCUGGUGGUGGUCCCCAGUAAUGUGGACAUCGCCACCACGGAGGCAUUGAGCAUGGCUCAGGAGGUGGACCCUGAAGGGGACAGGACCAUAGGGAUCUUGACCAAGCCCGAUCUUGUGGACAGAGGAACUGAAGACAAGGUCGUUGAUGUGGUGCGGAACCUGGUGUACCACCUGAAGAAGGGCUACAUGAUAGUCAAGUGCAGGGAUCAGCAGGACAUCCAGGAACAGAUGACACUGACUGAGGCCCUUGAGAAGGAGCAAGCCUUCUUCAAGGAGCACCCUCACUUCAGCGUUCUUCUGGAGGAUGGGAAGGCCACAGUGCCCCUUCUGGCAGAGAGACUGACCACGGAACUCAUCUCACACAUCUGUAAAUCUCUGCCUUUGUUAGAAAAUCAAAUAAAGAAGUGUUACCAGACUGCAAGUGAGGAGCUGCAGAAGUAUGGUGCAGACAUACCAGAGGAUGACAAUGAGAAAACUUUCUUCCUGAUUGAAAAAAUCAACACGUUUAACCAGGACAUCACUGCCAUAGUACAAGGGGAGGAAAAUGUGGAGGAGGGAGAAUGUUGCCUGUUCACCAGGAUCCUAGAUGAGUUCUUAUUGUGGAGUAAGGAGAUAGAAAAUAUUUCCCAAAACAGUUAUGAUGUUUUUGCUAAAGAAGUCCAGAAAUUUGAAAAACAAUAUCGAGGACGAGACAUGCCAGGGUUUGUGAACUACAAAAAAUGUGAGAACAUCAUAAGAAGUCAAAUCAAAGUCCUGGAAAAGCCAGCUGUAGACUUGCUGCACAGGGUCACAGAAAUAGUACAAGUCGCCUUUUCCAGUGUUUCUGAAAAAAAUUUUGCUGAGUUUUUUAACCUCCACAGAACUACCAAGUCCAAACUUCAAGACAUCAGAUUAGAACAAGAAAAGGAAGCUGAGAAGAUGAUCCGACUUCACUUUCAGAUGGAGCAGAUUAUCUACUGCCAGGACCAAGUUUACAAUGGAGCCUUGCAGAAGGUCAGAGAGAAGGAAGCUGAGGAGGAAACGAAUGAGACAAAGUCGAGUGCCUUUACUUCCUCUCAGUCUCAAGCUUCACAGAACUCAUCCAUGCCUGAGAUCUUUCAGCAUCUGGACGCCUACCGCCAGGAAGCUUACAACCGCAUCUGCAGCCACAUUCCUUUUAUCAUCCAGUAUUUCAUCCUGAAAAUGUUUGCUGAGCAGCUGCAGAAGGGCAUGCUCCAGCUCCUGCAGGACAAGGACUCCUGCGGCUGGCUCCUGAAGGAACGCAAUGACACCAGCGAGAAGAGGAAGUUCCUGAAGGAGAGGCUGUCAAGGCUGGCCCAGGCUCGCCGGCAGCUAGCCAAAUUCCCUGGUUAAGCUGUCCCCGCCCUUCCUUGUGUCUCCUGGACAGUGCGUCAGGGACAGCAGGGCUCCUGCCUUUCCUGGUAGCUAGCUACACUACCACUCUUUGGACUCUGACUUGGUAUUGGGUAGAGGAUGCCACUUUUCUGAUAUGACAAUCGCUUCAUGCUCAGAUCCUUUCCCACCUUGGCCUCCACCUUCUUAGCAACCUGUUUCAGUGAAUCCUGCCAGGUACAACUCUUGAUGAAUAAAGGGUCCAUGAUCUUGGGAGCUGCUUAUUGCAUUCCUAAUAAACCACUCUUGACACUU
Molecule: messenger RNA, 2022 nt
Organism: Peromyscus leucopus (white-footed mouse)
Lineage: Eukaryota; Metazoa; Chordata; Mammalia; Rodentia; Cricetidae
Product: interferon-induced GTP-binding protein Mx2-like
Exons: 11
Coding region: 16-1728 (570 amino acids)
Biological process (GO): defense response to virus
Cellular component (GO): microtubule; nucleus; cytoplasm
Molecular function (GO): microtubule binding; GTPase activity; GTP binding
Source: RefSeq, a predicted model, not a curated record